Pelecanus crispus (Dalmatian pelican) is the source of this 357-nucleotide messenger RNA. Lineage: Eukaryota; Metazoa; Chordata; Aves; Pelecaniformes; Pelecanidae. The record is from RefSeq and is a predicted model, not a curated record.
AUGAUGGUGCUUUGUUUUCUGAGCAGAACAUUGCAACUAGCAAGACAUUCAUCCAGUCCACUGGGGAGACUACUCUCUUCUGCCAGCGCAAAUAAGCCAGUGUUGACUUUAUUCACCAAGAAACCAUGCCCUCUAUGUGAUGAAGCAAAAGAAGUGCUUGAGCCAUAUAAGAGAAGGUUUAUUUUGCAGGAGGUGGAUAUUACCCUUCCAGAGAACUCAGCGUGGUAUGAUAAAUACAGAUAUGAUAUACCUGUUUUUCAUUUAAAUGGGAAAUUCCUAAUGAAGCAUCAAGUAGACAUUCAAAAGUUUGAGGACCAGCUUAUGAAGCUGGAGUUGGAAAAUGAUGGAAAUCAGUGA